UACACUCUUCAGUGUGUCCUUCCAAUCAACUACUUUGUGGAGAAAGUAUUUGUAUUCCUUUGGUUCUGGUUCGUCCUCCUAGGCGCUUUCACCUUCCUAAGUACCCUGCAAUGGGCCUUCAACACCCUCGUCCCAAUCCGCCGAAUUGCUUAUAUCAAGCAGUAUAUUCGUGCUAUUCGACAGUUGUCAAACACCGAGGAACGCGACUGUACGCGUUUCGUGAACAAUAACCUCGGACCUGAUGGAGUGCUGAUACUGCAGGUGGUCUCGCGUGCCUCCAGUGACCUGAUCGCCCUGGACGUGACAGCCACCAUGUGGAGCAACUAUCGGCACGCUAAAAUCACCGGCACGGAGGAGGACUUUGGAAGGUUCAUAGAGAAUGUCAAUCGUGGUACCACAGCUGUAUAG
Molecule: messenger RNA, 408 nt
Organism: Dibothriocephalus latus
Lineage: Eukaryota; Metazoa; Platyhelminthes; Cestoda; Diphyllobothriidea; Diphyllobothriidae
Source: the annotation of a GenBank genome assembly